UCCAAGCAUCAUGUCCGCCACAUCAAAGCUUACGACCCACGUGAGGGCAAAGAUAAUGAACGUCGUCUGACUGGCCGUCACGAGACUUCUAGCAUCCACGAUUUCUCAGCAGGAGUAGCCAACCGUGGAGCGAGUAUAAGAAUACCCCGUCAG
This is a messenger RNA of Lymnaea stagnalis (great pond snail), 153 nucleotides long. The record is from the annotation of a GenBank genome assembly. NCBI's taxonomy places the organism in Eukaryota, Metazoa, Mollusca, Gastropoda, Lymnaeidae.